Molecule: messenger RNA, 1984 nt
Organism: Electrophorus electricus (electric eel)
Lineage: Eukaryota; Metazoa; Chordata; Actinopteri; Gymnotiformes; Gymnotidae
Product: cationic amino acid transporter 2 family protein
Biological process (GO): L-ornithine transmembrane transport; L-arginine import across plasma membrane
Cellular component (GO): plasma membrane
Molecular function (GO): L-ornithine transmembrane transporter activity; L-arginine transmembrane transporter activity; L-lysine transmembrane transporter activity
Source: RefSeq, a predicted model, not a curated record
CACUUCAACACCACACCUUGCACUCUCAGCAUUCAGGAUGCCCUGUGCCAAGGUGCUAACCUUCAUAAAGGGCCUGUCUCGCCGGAAGCCCCUGGAACCAGAUGGCGAGGAGUCCAACUUCAAACGGUGUUUGACUACUCUGGACCUGGUGGCCCUGGGGGUGGGCAGUACACUAGGGGCUGGCGUCUACGUCCUGUCCGGUGAGGUGGCCCGAACCGUGGCUGGUCCUAGCAUCAUCGUCUCCUUCUUCAUCGCGGCCGUGGCUUCUGUCUUCGCGGGGCUGUGCUACGCCGAGUUUGGUGCCCGUGUUCCCAAGACAGGGUCGGCGUACCUCUACAGCUACGUCACUGUGGGAGAGGUGUGGGCAUUCGUCACUGGAUGGAACCUUCUACUGUCCUACGUCAUAGGUACUUCCAGUGUUGCCAGGGCCUGGAGUGGCACCUUUGAUGACCUGAUCGGGAAUGUCAUUGCUAAUUAUCUGAGCGAGCAUGUAUGCAUGGAUUUGCCUGGACUCGCUGCUUACCCAGACUUCUUUGCAGCCACUCUUAUUAUGCUCUUGGCAGGUAUCCUUGCUUUUGGAGUGAAGGAAUCAGCAAUACUCAAUAAGCUCUUCACUGCUGUAAAUAUAGUUGUGUUGCUGUUUGUCAUUGUUGCUGGAUUCAUUAAGGGUGAUCUUGGAAACUGGCAACUAACUAAGGAGGACAUCAUCAAUGCUUCGCUAUCUGUAAAUGACUCAUCCACAAACCUUACUAAUGUAAAUUAUGGAAAUGGAGGAUUCUUCCCAUUUGGAUUUGAGGGAACGUUGGCUGGAGCAGCGACUUGCUUCUAUGCAUUUGUGGGAUUUGACUGUAUUGCCACCACAGGCGAGGAGGUUAAGGACCCCCAGAAGUCCAUCCCCCUGGGUAUAGUGUCCUCACUCCUUAUCUGCUUCCUGGCUUACUUUGGGGUGUCGGCUGCCCUCACCCUUAUGAUGCCCUACUACCAGCUGAGCAUGCAGAGCCCUUUGCCAGUUGCUUUCACCUAUGUGGGCUGGGAGCCAGCCAAAUAUGCUGUUGCCGUGGGCUCCCUGUGUGCCCUCUCCACAAGUCUGUUGGGGUCUAUGUUCCCUAUGCCCCGUGUCCUGUUUGCCAUGGCCCGAGAUGGACUGCUCUUCAAACCCCUGAGUAAAAUGAGCUCCAGGCAGAGUCCUGUCAUAGCUACAAUCUCUUCAGGAGUAGUGGCAGCUGUCAUGGCCUUGGUGUUUGACCUGAAGGCCCUGGUGGAUAUGAUGUCCAUUGGUACCCUGUUUGCCUACACUCUGGUCGCUGUCUGUAUCCUCAUCCUCAGAUAUCAAGCAAUUUCAGAGGAGGUCAGUGAAAAGCAGGACUGGAGUCUUCUGAGACCCCCCUCAUCUCCUACUCCUACAAGUUCUAAAGUUGUAUCAUUACUCACCACUUUUGUCAUUGUGCUGUCAGUGAUUGUGGGAGUGAUUCUGACUAAAGGAAUGGAGUCCAUUCUUGCUCAGGAGUGGUGGAUGAUUCUUAUUCUCACAAUACUUCUGCUCUGUAUGUUCAUCACUGUCAUCAUCAUCUGGAGACAACCCCAGAGCAGCACCAAAGCUGCUUUCAUGGUUCCUCUUCUGCCAGUGCUUCCCAGCCUUAGCAUCUUCAUCAAUAUCUAUCUCAUGGUUCAGCUUGGAGGAGAUACCUGGAUCCGCUAUGCAGUAUGGAUGGCAAUAGGCCUCCUGAUCUAUUUCAGCUAUGGCGUGUGGCACAGUGUCCAGAAGACACGGGACCAGUCUUCUCACCGGGUCCAAAUCCAAACCAUUGACGAUAAACUGAAGCAGGCCAACAAAGAUGGUUCUUGCUCCCCUCUUCCACAAACCAAGCUCUAAGGGUUUUGCCCUGCUGCGAGUAUAAUAGGUUUGGACACUUGUUUGUGUGUGUGUGUGUGUGUGUGUGUGUGUGUGUCUGUGUUUUAACUUGUUUUGUUUUUGCUUUUUAUG